AGGCACGUGAGCUGUGCAACGUCAUCGUAAACAUCGACUGGCGACAUGGCGGUUGCUGCGACUGGAAAGGUGAUAUAUGAACAAGACUCCAUUUUUAUACAUUCACAUGAAGACCGAAGUGGUGAUCAAGAGUCCCUGGUUUCAGGUGUGCUACGACUUAUUGAAAAGGAUUGUGAAGUGAUAGUUGAAUAUAAACAACUAGAAGAUUCUGUUGAUUCAUCAAGCAUGCUUUGUGCUGGAAAGGAUUCUAGUUCAGUUGUGCAGUGGACACAAAGUCCCAAGGAAAUGUCUCAUAAGAAUCUUGACAAUCAACUCAGCUAUGAGGCUGAGUGGGACAUGCUAAAUACAGUCUCCUUCAAAAAGAAACCUUCAAAUGUUGACGGUGCAUCAAAUCAUGCCCAUGAAAGAAGCAAAUGGGCCUUUUUCUUUAAUGUGUGUGACCUUAAAGCAGUGCAAGUAAAGAAGGAGGGCUGGUCACAUUUAACCAUCUACCUCAAAGAUGACACUUCGUUACCUGAUCUCCAUUUUCAUCAAGGAGGGAGCGAAGCAUUUGUAGACUGCCUUAAGAAAUAUGUGUCACUAAAUGAGUCUCCUGAGAAGGACGUUUUGGUUGCCAACAACAACAGCAAAGGUCUCUCACAAUCCUUUGAGAAUCUACUUGAUGACACCACAUUUGGCCUUAUACAGAAAUUUAAGAAAGAUCCUUAUACAACAACAAUGGGUAGUUUCUCUAAAGUUACAAAGUACCUAAUUGAUGCAUUUCAAGGAUCUGAUCAAGUACAUCAAGAACGACCACCAACAGAAAUGGCAGACUUACUGAAUGAAGCAAUACCUGGACUUGAAAUUAACCACCAGGAAGAGCCAGGAUUUGAGGUUAUUACUCGAGUUGACUUAGGUUCAAGGCCAGACGUCCAGAGGAAAGAGCCUGUGACUCUUGAGGACUGGAAUGCAAAUAUGGACAAUGAGGGAAAAAUGCAAAACGUUAAUUACAUAAAGCACAGUAUUUUCAAAGGGGGACUUUGUCAUGUCGCAAGAAAGGAAGCCUGGAAGUUUUUAUUGGGUUAUUAUCCUUGGGAUAGCACUAAAGAAUACAGAAAGGAUCUGCAAAAGAGAAAAACUGAUGAGUAUUUCAGAAUGAAGUUGCAGUGGAAAUCUAUAAGUGAAGAACAAGAAAAAAGAAAUUCAAGAUUGAGAGACUACAAAAACUUAAUAGAGAAAGAUGUCAACAGAACUGAUCGGACCAACACAUUUUAUGAAGGUACAGAUAAUCCAGGACUGCUUUUACUUCAUGAUAUUCUGAUGACAUACUGCAUGUAUGAUUUUGAUCUUGGAUAUGUGCAAGGAAUGAGUGAUUUACUUUCACCUAUUCUCUAUGUAAUGGAAAAUGAAGUGGAUGCCUUCUGGUGCUUUGUUUCAUUUAUGGAUCAAGUGCAUCAUAACUUUGAAGAGCAAAUGCAGGGUAUGAAGUCCCAGCUUGUUCAGCUCAGCACUUUACUACGUUUGUUAGACCUCAAUUUCUGGAAUUAUCUAGAAUCACAGGACUCAGGAUACCUGUAUUUUUGUUUCCGAUGGUUACUAAUACUCUUCAAGAGAGAAUUCAGUUUUCCUAAUACAAUGCGCUUGUGGGAGGUUAUGUGGACUGGGCUACCUUGCAAAAACUUUCAUUUACUAGUAUGUUGUGCCAUACUGGAUUCAGAAAAGCAGAAAAUAAUGGAUGAACAUUAUGGAUUUAAUGAAAUUCUCAAGCACAUCAAUGAACUUUCAAUGAAGCUAGAAGUUGAAGAGGUACUUUGUAAAGCUGAAUCUAUCUAUUUACAGAUCAAGAACUGCAAGGAUUUACCCUAUUCAGUUUCAGAAAUUCUAGAUGAUAGAAAUGAGAAAUUAAUUCCUACAAUACAAAUAGUUAAAAACGGAACUCUUGAGAAAGGUUUGAUCAGGACAACUGCACAAAUGGACGAUUUGUCCAAGAACUCUGUGGCCAGUGGAUACGACGAAGUUUCAAGACAUCGAGAGACUUCACAAAAUGUUUACAAAGUGGCAAAUGUAUAAUACUAAUAAAUUAUUCUCUUUGUAUGAGAAAAUACUCUCCCAGCAACUUGAAAGAUGUGUUUCUUAACAUGUGGUUUCAAAGUCAAGCAUUUUAGAGGAAUUCUUGUAUUUUGAGACUAGAGAAAACAUAACUGAAGAAUGAAUUAUUUUUGUAAUUACUUGUACCAUGUUGUCCUUUAAUUCUAAAUGAUCAUUCCAUUUGAGUUAUGUGACGCUAACAUUCAUCUUUGGAUUUGGCUUUUGUUUAGUUAAAGUCAAAUACUGUUUUUUUUAUUUUUUUAGUUAACAUUUUGAAAAUUCUGUAUUGCUGAAAUAAAAAAAAAUUAGUUCUGGCAGAGAGGAUGAGCUUUGUUGAUAUGAGCAGAGCAAAACCCAAUUAAAAGUUAAACCAAAAAUGGUUUCAUUUCCAAAUUAAAGCAAUCCAGAGGCAAUUCUUUAAUGUGUGAUUUUUGCAAAUUGCCAAUUUCUGAAGGAUCAAGAGCUUCAUGUUAUUUGGAUACAUGUUUGUCAGGUGUCUUUACAGUUUUUCUCUUUUGAAAAUGGCAGUUAUAUCUGUAGUGUAAUAUUUUAAUUGAAAUAUAGUUAUAUCCAACCGUUACUCUCCUAAUAAGAGGGUAUGUUUUUAAACAACCUAAUACAUGCAGCAUAUAUGUUUAUAUGUGCAGUAUUUCUUCUAUUGUAAAAUUAUAUAAUCCUAUGGAAAAACAAAAGUACGCCGUAUUGACACAGACCUGUCAAGCAUGUAAUUCACAUGCCUUUAGCUCAUAUUUUGCCUCUUAUCAGUAAGUAUGUUAAUGCCUUUAUUGACAAAGUUCCAAAGAGUUAUCUAACUAGUGAUGUUAUUAAUAUGAAGCAAAGUAUUUUUUCAAAAACAAUAGAGACCUUUGCUGAUGAAAGAAUAUUCUUAAAAAUGGAACAUUUGCAUCCUCUUGACAUACUACUGUAUUUUGUCCAAAUUGCUGUACGUGGUGUGCAGUGUGCCUAGUCCUUGCUUGGAUUUUUUAAGAUGAAGGCAUAAAUUAGCCAAAAUUAUCAGGAUUUUAAAGGGAACUCGCAUUCAGUAAUAAGAAAAGAUUUUGAAAACUUUAAGUAUUAAAAUAGGCAUGUGUUGAAUGCAGUAUACAGUAUUUUAUAUUUUUUCUCUCCUUAAAAUGCUUUCCAUUUAUAAGGUGUCUAUCUGUAACUUAUAUCUGUAUGAUCUUUCAUAUCCUGUACAUGCGGAAAUUGCCGCCAGAUUUUUACAGCAGGUUUUUGCCUACAGUCUCUACUUAUCUUUAUUUCUUCAUGAACUAAUCUGUUUUUAUUAAAGGUGAGUUUGGCUUUGGUUUACUUAAA
This is a messenger RNA of Polypterus senegalus (gray bichir), 3384 nucleotides long. It is a transcript of the gene tbc1d15, whose product is annotated as TBC1 domain family, member 15. The record is from RefSeq and is a predicted model, not a curated record. Bases 46 to 2049 code for a protein of 667 amino acids. NCBI's taxonomy places the organism in Eukaryota, Metazoa, Chordata, Cladistia, Polypteriformes, Polypteridae. The transcript has 17 exons. Gene Ontology annotation, molecular function: GTPase activator activity. Gene Ontology annotation, biological process: activation of GTPase activity.